Messenger RNA from Coregonus clupeaformis (lake whitefish), 7876 nucleotides. RefSeq names its product protein KIAA0100-like. The record is from RefSeq and is a predicted model, not a curated record. The coding region runs from base 779 to 7552 and encodes 2257 amino acids. The transcript is spliced from 39 exons. Lineage: Eukaryota; Metazoa; Chordata; Actinopteri; Salmoniformes; Salmonidae.
UUGAGGCGUUUCGAACUCCGGGUAGCAAAUUUGUCGGCCAUUUACAUAAUUACUUUUUGGUUUCUGCUCAUCUGUUUACAGUUGUGGACAACAAACCUAGAAGAUGAUUGUGCUUUGCCACUGAAAAUGUAAGGAGGAUGAGAACCCUCCGGACGGGAUAAGAACAUUUGAGUGUGUCAGAUUUUCAAGAGGUUGAAAAGGGGCUUAUACUUGUUAUCUAGCUACCAAGUUUGUCAACAUUGGUUUAAAUUGACGCUGUAGGCUACGUGGCUAUUUAGCUAGCCAACUAACGUUACUAGCUAGCUAGUAACUGACCAGUGAUAUCUGACUAUAGUUAGCUAGCUCGCUACUCGAAACUGUGAGCCAGUGCUACCUAUCCAUCUAGCCAACUAGCUAUAUCGGUUCCUUCAAACUGUUAACGCAAUUUUUUUGUGACAGUAACGUCGUUAGGUAGCGACGUUAGUUAGCAUACUACACAGUCUGGCACUGAGAGCUUGCUAGAAAAGUGUAGCUAUCAGAUUUUCCAGACUAGACAAGACGUUAGCUAGCAUAUGUUAUUUAAUAGCUCUUGAAUAGUGACAUGCAUGUACUUCAAUCUUUAGCUAACAAGUCAUAACGUCACAUUAAGCUCGGGGCACCUGCAUGACAGGUGUCUCCGGCCGGGCUCCGAAGAGGAGCUGAGCUGGCUAUUAAUUUCCCACCGUGUGGCAUUGAAAUCAAAAGAACCAGCCCCAUGACCACACAUUGGGUGUGAACGAGGGCGCAACAUCAGGACAGAAUGUCUCUCCUGCUGAUCGUCUUACUAGCACUUCUCCUGCUCCUGAUACUAUCUGUUCUACUCUUCAGAUGGUUCAUAUGCAGACUGGCGGUACGGUUCUUCCACAACACACUGAACGCUGAGCUGAAGAUCAAAUCAGUGGGGCUUUUUUCAGUGUGUGGAAUCAGUAUCCAGUUUCAGCCCCAGCACACACUGGAAAUAGACAGGAUAUGGAUUUCAAGCAAACUUUUAAACCAGAACCUGCCGAGGUGCCUGGCGUUGUGUGUGGGCGAGACCAGAGUGAGAGUGGAUCUGCAGCAGCCUCUAAGACCUCGGGCGCCUAAGAGCCGUGAUGGAGGAGAGUCAGGGAAGGUUCCCCUUAGCCCCGCAGCCCUGCGGUUCCUCUCCCAGUUGCUGUCCUUCCAUAUUGACUCCAUCAACGUGAUGGUGCUAAACCUAGCCCUGUCAGAGUCUCUAUGGCACAUGACCACCUCAAGUAUCGACCUACUGCUCGACCACCAGGGCAAAAGGUUGGCCUGGGACUUUUCUGUGGGGCAGCUAAGCAGUAAAGUGCUUAAAAGCAGUCGAUUACAGGAUACAUGUCUGGCGGAGGUGUCCCUGAGCCUGGUGCUGUCUGGGGAUGUCAGCCUGCCAGAGGUGCGUCCAGGUCGACUGGCCCUGUGUGUGAGAACACUGCUGGCUGAGCUGCACGAGGGCCUGUUUCUCAGUCAGCUACUGCUUCCACCAAUUCCUCUGGCGAGCAUUCUCUCUGCAGACGAAUGUGAAAAGGACGAGUAUAUCCAGACUGAAGCAGUGGACCAGUUUCAUCAGCUGGUGCCCCAGAAGGUCAACAUGGAGUUUGAGAAUACUAGUAUAACCCUGUCCAUGCACAGCCAGAAAAGACACUUGAACUGGACCCUAAAGUCUCUAAAGGUGGGAUACGGACGUGAGGACGAGCAGCUGCCCCUCAGGAGCUUCACCCCUGAGAUGAGCUUCCCUCAGAGCAGCCUGGAGCUACUUCUGGAGGAUGGGCUUCUCCUCUCCCAGAGCAGACAGAGAAUCCUUUGCCUUAACACCCUCAGGACUGUCCUGCAGGUGACAUCAGUGGACAUUUCAGGGUCAGUCACAGUCAACACCUGCAUCAUCCACUACCGUCACCAGGAGUUCUCCCAUUGGCUAGACCUGUUUCCAUGGAAACAGCUUAUUCAUAGGAAAGCAGCUCAUAGAAAGAGGAACUUCCCCCACCUGGACGCCCCAGUGAUGAUCGGCUCCUCGGUGUCCAAUGUCAACGUGUCUGUCCAGCUGGGAGACACUCCUCCCUUUGCCCUGGGCUUCAUCUCAGUCAGCACAGAGAUGCAGCACCUCCUGGACAUCAGCACAAACGCAGAGAGCCUCAAGUUCCAGAAUGUUCACCGCCGCCUCUCUCUGUCCCUGGACCACUUCUGGUGGAGGGUGGGCCAGGGCUCCCACAUCCAGCAGGCACCCCACCCCCCUGGCAAACACGUGUGGGGGGAAGCACUCAUCCUGGACUCCCUUACACUGCAGGUAACGCAGGCAUACAACAAGGGGAGCUUCAACAAGCCCCAGAGUGAGUCCAGUAGCCAUUCUGAGAGUGUGAGUGUGGAGUCCAGUCUGAAGGGCCUACAGCUGGAGGUGUCAGAGACCUGUGCCCUGUGCCUGUCCCGCCUACUGGCCCUCUGUAACCUGGACAACGGCAGGAAGCUGGAGGCCUCGGAGCAGCCAGAUGUGGUGCCUGUACCUGCCCUUGUUGAUGGGAUAACCUCCCCCAGUCAGGGUGCCUUUUAUUUUAAGAUUGAGUGUAACCUGGAGGAUGUCAAUGUGUUCACACUCUCCAAUGUAGCAGGAGCCGUGUCUUUGCGGGUGGACACAGUGAAGGCCCAAGGCUCGGCGGAAAGCUCCACAGUGUCUGUCCAGGGUGUGUGUCUGUCUGUAGUGAAGGCUCUCACAGAGACCAUGGAGCCCUGCUGUCCCUCAGCCCAAACCCCCAACCCUGUCCUCAGCCUCUCCACCCUGGCCAUCUGCUACCACGUCACCACCGGGAACGUGGAGGUCCAGUGUCAAGAGGAGCUGGCAGUGCAAUGGACGCCGUCAGACCACAUGUUUUUGUAUCACCACGCGACAGAGAGCCAGGGUUGCUGGGAUACUCUGUGUGACUCUCUAGGCCUGACAGAGAAAAGAGAGGACAAUAGUUUAGCAGAUUCAUCAGAGUGUGGAUCUACUAAGACUUCUCCAGCCCACAGUAGGGUCAAAGACCUGUCUGUGCGUGUAGAACUGGGCAGAACCCGCUUCACAGCCCAGGUGACGGAGCUCAACUACCUCCUGCUGCACACAGACGCCCUGUCCCUCUCCACACACUCCGGCUCCAUGAACGUCCGCUCGCCACACAUGUUUCUCAACUUCGACGGCAACGACAUAUUCUCCUUCAAGGACCUGGAAGUCCAGACGCACCCUGAUCAGGCCCUGGACCAACGCCACUUCUUCCCCUUCCUCUCCACCCGACACAACCGUGCCUGGGUGUUCACCUGCCCCUGCCUAGCUGUGGAGUUCCCCUACCAGUACAACUUCUCCAACACCUUUGACAAGUUCAUCAGCGUUCAGAAGUGGCUCAAGUCCCUGCACAGCAGCCCCAGCCAGACCGCAGACCCCCAGCGUCUGCCCCCAGACCUGGUCUUCAAGAUCAGCCAGUUCUCCUUCGUCUUCCUGGACGAUGUGUUUGAGAUCAAGCUGAGGGACAACUAUGAGCUGAUGAAGGACGAGAGCAAGGAGAGCUCCAAGAGGCUCCAGCUGCUGGACAAGAAGGUGGCUGACCUACGAAAGCAGCACGGAGAACUGUUGCCCGCCAGGAAGAUAGAAGAGCUAUAUACGUCUCUGGAGCGCAAACACAUAGAGAUCUACAUCCAGCGCUCCCGUCGCCUCUACUCCAACACGCCCAUGAGGAAGUCUCUGCUGACCUGGACGGUGUCCGACUUGGAGCUGGUGGCUCUGGCCGACCAGUCCCUCCACGGGCUGGAACGCGUCCGCGAGCAGCUGAGGGACAUCGACGGAGUCAGCCCCUUCCCCAGAGAUGGACUCCCCCUGGUGGUCCAGUGGUGCCGGGCAGUCAAGUUCAACCUCACUGCCUUCCUGGUGAGAAUCCGGGACUAUCCUCGUUACUUGUUUGAGAUCCGAGACUGGGAGCUGUCAGGCCGCCUGAUCGGGACAGAGCAGGACGGGCAGGGCCGGGCUCGCCGCAGGCAGACAGUGCCACUAGGCCAGCCAUGGGGAGAUGUAACUGUCUACAGGAACAUGCCACCACUCAAGUUCUACUGCGAUUUCAAAUCCAAUAUAUCCUUGUACACUAUAGUGUGGGGGCCUUGCUGGGACCCAGCCUGGACCCUGAUUGGCCAGGUGGUUGAUCUGCUGACUAAACCCACGGUUGACCCCUCCCCUCCUCUGGCCUGGUGGGACAAGAGUCGUCUGCUGGUACAUGGACGCUGGAUCAUGGACAUAGAACAGGCCAACCUCCAUCAGCUGGCCACGGAGGACCCCUAUAACACUACAGAGAACAUGCACUGGGAAUGGAUCAAAGUAAACUACGAGUGGAACCCUGGGCAGUUUGUCUUCAAAGGUGACAUGGAUGUCAACGUCAGGACAGCCUCCAAGUAUGACGACAUCUGUUUCCUGCACCUGCCAAAUCUGUGCAUGACCCUUGACCUCCAGUGGCUUUGUCAUGGCAACCCCCAUGACCAUCACGCUGUAAUGCUCUGCUGUGCAGAGAACGUAGCUGAUGUGACCUCAGGACAACCUCACGACUCCUUCAGAGCCUUCCGCUCAGAGAACCUCAACCUCUCCAUCACCAUGGACCUCAACCAACACUGUGGCACAGAGCCGUGCCAGCCCAGAAUCCUCCUGUACAGCAGUACCCUGCGCUGGAUGCAGAACUUCUGGGCCACCUGGACCAGCGUUUCCAGACCCAUCUGCAGAGGCAAGCUCUUCCACAGCCUCAGGCCCAUACGAAAGAAGCUGGGCCAGCACUACAAACAGAUGUCCUAUACAGCAGCCUUUCCUCAACUACAAGUGCAUUACUGGGCCUCUUUCGCUCAGCAGAGGGGCAUCCAGGUGGAGUGCAGCAAAGGCCACGUCUUCACCAGAGGGGCUCAGAGACUCAUCCCACAGGCGGGCACGGUGAUGAGGAGGCUGAUCUCAGAGUGGAACGUGACCCAGAUGGUGUCGGAGUUGUCCCUGAUGACGGUGCACCUCAUGGCCUCCACCUGGGAUGAGACGGCCGACCACCAGAUCAAUGCCCAGGUGAAGAAGACCCACCUGCUCGGCCUGUCCUCCCUCAGUUACCAGCGCCAGAGCAACCGCAUGGAGGAGGAGGUGAACCCAAAAGAUGAGGCGAAUGCCCCCUACACCCACAAGCUGUGCCUGGUUGACCUGCGAGCCUCCUGGACCACCACUAACAGGAACAUAGCGUUCGGUCUGUACGACGGCUACAAGAAGGCAGCCGUUCUCAAGAGGAACCUCUCCACAGAGGCUCUGAAGGGCCUGAGGAUAGACACUACACUGCAAGCUGCCAAGAAGCACAAGCGCUCUUUGUCCAACUACUCCGCCGGCCCCAGCACAGCCCCCUCCACCUCAACCAUGCCCAGCACCAGCCGCCCUGAGAAGAGCCAUCACGAAGGGACAUCCAUGCUGCAGAAGCUGAUUGAGGAGACUGAUAAGUUUGUGGUGUUCUCAGAGGAGGACUCUGGUGUGAGUGAUCAGCUGUGUGGCAUCGCUGCCUGCCAGACAGACGACGUCUACAACCGCAACUGGUUCAUCGAGCUGGUCAACUGUCAGAUGAUGCUGCGUGGCACAGAGACAGCUGGCUGCGUGCUGGUGUCUGCUGCCAAGGCCCAGCUGCUGCAGUGUGAGCACCACCCGGCCUGGUACAGCGACACCCUCAAGCAGAAGACAACCUGGACUUGUCUGCUGGAUGGCAUGCAGUACUUUGCCACCAUGGAGCCCAACCCCUCAGAACAGGAGGACUGGCAGCUGUGGCUUGAGGUGAAAAACAUUGAGGAGCACAGGCAGCGUCACCUGGACUCAGUGCUGGAGCUGAUGGAGAGUGGCCAGGCUGUUGGAGGCAUGGUCAGCACCACCACAGACUGGAACCAGCCGGCCCAGGUGAAUGACACCCAGCAGGUCCAGCGUAUCAUCUCUCGUUGCAGCUGUCGCAUGUACUACAUCGGCUACAGCCAUGACAUCGACCCUGAGCUGGCCACGCAGAUCAAACCCCCAGAGCUACGGCGCAACGAGAAGGAAGACCUUCUGAAAAAACAAGCUGGGGCUGUGGACACCUUCACCCUCAUUCACCAUGACCUGGAGAUCUCCACCAACCCUGUGCAGUAUGCUAUGAUCCUGGACAUCGUCAACAACCUACUGCUGCACGUUGAGCCCAAACGCAAGGAGCACAGUGAGAAGAAGCAGCGAGUGCGUUUCCAGCUGGAGAUCUCCAGUAACCCAGAGGAGCAGCGCAGCAGCAUUCUACACCUGCAGGAGGCCGUCAGGCAGCACGUGGCCCAGAUCAGACGCUUGGAGAAACAGAUCUACUCCAAUAUCAGGGCCCAGCCUGAGGAGCUGAGAGGAGAUGAGCUGUCAGAGAUCAACGUGAGGCUGCAGAACCAGCUCAACCAGGAGAAGACUGACAUGCAGAUGAAGAGUGAGGAGCUCAACAUCCUCAUCAGAUGUUUUAAAGACUUCCAGCUGCAGAGGGCCAAUAAGCUGGAGCUGCGUAAGCCCCCGGAGGACGUGAGUGUGGUUCGCAGGACAGAGAUCUGCUUUGCCCAGGCCCGCUGGUGUCUCACUGAGGAGGAUGGACAGCUGGGCAUCGCUGAGCUGGAGCUGCAGAGGUUCAUGUACAGCAAGCUGAACAAGUCAGACGACACAGCAGAGCAUCUCCUGGAACUGGGCUGGUUCACCAUGAACAACCUGCUCCCCAACGCUGCAUACAAGGUGGUGUUGCGUCCUCAGAGCCCGUGUCAGUCCGGCCGGCAGUUUGGCCUGCGCAUCUUCAGUAAGGUCCGCCCCCCAGUGGGAGGCAUCUCAGUCAAGGAGCACUUUGAGGUGAACGUGGUUCCUCUCACCAUCCAGCUCAUGUACCAGUUCUUCAAAAGGAUGAUGGGAUUCUUCUUCCCAGGAAGGAACGUGGAGGAGGAGGAAGUUGCUGAUGAGGAGGACAAGUCCCGAAUGGUCACUACUGGCAUGCCUGUCAUCAAGCCUCGGCAGCUCUCGGAGGACACCAUGGGGGUCAUGGGCCCCAGCAAAGGCGUCACCCAGGGCUUGAACCGCACCUCUGGGGUCAGGAGGUCCUUCCGUAAGGCUGUUGAGCAUCCUGUAGAUGACAUUGACAAGAUGAAGGAGAGAGCAGCCAUGAAUAACUCCUUCAUCUACAUCAAGAUCCCCCAGGUUCCCCUGUGUGUCAGCUAUAAGGGAGAGAAAAGCAGUGUUGACUGGAAGGAUCUGAACCUUGUUCUGCCUUGUCUGGAGUACCACAACAACACGUGGACCUGGCUGGACUUUGCCAUGGCUGUGAAGAGGGACAGCAGGAAAGCACUGGUAGCACAGAUGAUAAAGGAGAAGCUGCGUCUGAAGCCGGCGUCGGGCUCGGACUCUCGGGGCAAGGUGUUUGAGGGGAAGUCCGACAGUAGCAUGCAGCAGCAGGAGGAGGAUGAGAAGGCCCGACUCCUCAUCGGUCUCAGCAGCUCAGACAAGAGCUCCAGCAAGAAGAGCAUCUUCAGCCGACGCAAGUGACCCAUAGGCCUACCUACACUCACGCUGAACCAGUACUGUACUGGACCACUGCGCUCUAGUCUAUGGUAGUGUCCCAAAUGGCACCCUAUACCCUACAUAGUGAACUACUUUCGACCAGGGCCCUAUGGUUCCUGGUCAGAAGUAGUGCACUGUAUAGGGUGCCAUUUUGGGAUGCAGGCUAUGGCAGCUACAGUAGCACAAUGUAUUUUCUAGUGUAUUGUCUGAUGACACUUGACCUGGUCAAAUACUGUAUGCUCUGGUGUGGAGAUGGAGGUAGCAGGUCAUUAUGGGGAACAGAGACUGAUAAUAAAACAGUGCCAAGGA